GCCUAAACCUUCAAUGGAUGUCUCGUUAUAGGUCCUAAGCGGAUAAAGACAGUGAUGAUCCAGUUCUGAUGAUUGAAGCGCAUUGACCUCUAGUGCAGUGCUCCACAUCUUAGGGAAAGCAGCGAGCAACGCAAGUGCGGGCAAGAUGUGGCGCUGUUGAGAGGCGACAGAGGCGCAGCGCAAAGUGAUGCCGGGGGGGCGGCGGGGGCUCGUAGCCCCACAGAACACCUUCCUCGAGAACAUCAUUCGCCGCUCCUCAUCGCAGCCAGACAGCAGUUUCCUCCUGGCCAACGCGCAAAUCGUAGAUUACCCCAUCGUAUACUGCAACGAGACCUUCUGCAAGAUGAGUGGCUACAACCGCGCGGAGGUGAUGCAAAAAUCUUGCCGCUGCGGCUGGAUGCACGGCGAGCUGACGGAGAAAGAGGCGCUCGAACGCGUCGAUCGCGCACUCGACCACCACCUCGCCGAUCAGUUCGAGAUCCUGCUCUACAAGAAGAACCGUACGCCGCUGUGGCUACUGGUGCACGUGGCGCCGAUUCGCAACGAGCGCGAGCUCGUCGUGCUUUUUCUGCUCACCUUCCGCGAUAUCACCGCACUCAAGCAGCCAAUCGACGCAGACGACCCCAAGGGAGGUCUGUCCAAGUUUGCAAAGCUGGCGCGAUCGGUGACGCGGUCGCGGUCGGUGCUGGUGUCGGCGCUGCCUGCGCUGAAGGAGCCGGCGCGGCAGAGCCACCUCGCGCAUGUCAGUACACCCGCAGCGCAUGUGAUGUCGCUAUCUGGAGAGGUGCUUCCGCAGUACAGGCAGGAGGCGCCCAAGACGCCCCCGCACAUUCUGCUUCACUACUGCGCCUUCAAGGCCAUCUGGGACUGGAUUAUCCUGUGCCUCACCUUCUACACGGCUAUCAUGGUUCCCUAUAACGUGGCCUUUAAGAAUAAAACUAGCGAAGACGUGUCGCUGCUCGUGAUCGACUCGAUCGUGGACGUUGUGUUCUUCAUCGACAUAGUGCUUAACUUUCACACGACGUUCGUGGGGCCGGGUGGUGAAGUGGUCAGUGACCCAAAAGUCAUCAGAAAGAACUACUUCAAAUCAUGGUUUCUCAUCGAUUUGCUCUCUUGCCUACCUUACGACGUGUUUAACGCGUUCGACCACGACGAGGACGGUAUCGGCAGCCUGUUCAGCGCCCUCAAGGUUGUGCGGCUGCUGCGUUUGGGUCGCGUGGUGCGUAAGCUGGACCGCUACUUGGAGUACGGCGCCGCCAUGCUCAUCCUGUUGCUGUGCUUCUACAUGCUCGUAGCACACUGGCUGGCCUGCGUGUGGUACAGCAUUGGACGAUCGGACGCCGACUCGGGCCUACAGUAUUCGUGGUUGUGGAAGCUGGCUAACGUAACGCAGAGUCCGUACUCUUACGUGUGGUCCAAUGAAUCAGACGGGCCCGAGCUCGUUAAUGGGCCCUCGCGCAAGACCAUGUACGUGACCGCCCUCUACUUCACCAUGACGUGCAUGACCUCCGUGGGCUUCGGCAACGUGGCCGCCGAGACCGAUAACGAGAAGAUCUUCACCAUCUGCAUGAUGAUCGUGGCAGCGCUACUGUACGCGACAAUAUUCGGGCAUGUGACUACCAUCAUUCAGCAGAUGACGUCGGCGACGGCAAAGUACCACGACAUGUUGAACAACGUUAGAGAAUUUAUGAAACUGCACGAAGUGCCCAAGGCACUUAGCGAACGAGUCAUGGACUACGUCGUCUCUACCUGGGCUAUGACAAAGGGGCUCGACACCGAUAAGGUGCUGAAUUACUGCCCCAAGGACAUGAAGGCAGACAUUUGCGUGCAUCUCAAUCGCAAGGUCUUCAACGAGCAUCCGGCUUUUCGGCUGGCGUCGGACGGCUGUCUGCGCGCGCUCGCCAUGCAUUUCCAUAUGUCGCACUCUGCACCAGGCGAUCUGCUCUACCACACGGGCGAGUCUAUCGAUUCUCUUUGCUUUAUCGUGACCGGCAGCCUAGAGGUGAUCCAGGACGACGAAGUUGUGGCAAUUCUUGGCAAAGGCGACGUGUUCGGCGACUCUUUUUGGAAGGACAGUGCCGUCGGUCAGUCGGCGGCCAACGUACGCGCGCUUACUUAUUGCGACCUGCACACCAUCAAGCGCGAUCGCCUACUCGAAGUGCUCGAUUUCUACCAAGCCUUCGCCAACAGCUUCGCGCGCAACCUCACGCUCACCUACAAUCUGCGGCACCGCCUCAUCUUCCGCAAGGUGGCCGACGUGCGACGCGAGCGCGAGCUUAUGGAGCGCCGCAAGCGCGAGCCGCACCUCGAACAGGCGCAGGACCACCUCGUGCGCAAGAUUUUCUCGCGUUUCCGCCGCGAGCGAAGCGUAGCCGCCGCGCCAGCUCGUCCCGCCGCGCCCUCGAUUGCCCCGGCCGACAGCGAUUCGGAACCCGCGCCGGCCGUAAGUGGAGCAGGUGCUACUUCGUUGGCAGAAGGUAGUGGCGUUACCUCGGGGGCGACCGGAGAGGCGGUGGGUACCGUCGCGGGGUCGGUGGCAAACACGGGAAGCACAGGCGCAGGUACGGCGGCGGCCCGCGGCAAGUGGGGACGACUGCUGGCGGGCGGUGCCCACUCUCUUGAAGGGGGCGACCCGCCACGGGCAUCUUUUACGCGUUCCCUAAGUGCGCGGGAUAACGCCAGCCCUGCUACUGCCACGUCCGCUACGACAUCUCUCACAACCGUGACGCUCAAGAGUGCGUUCGGACGAGGGCGCGCAAGUAGCGUGUUGACUGGAACCACCCGUCGUGAUCCUAUCGACGAAGAGGUUCCGGCCGCCGCCGUCGGCACUGCAUCAGCGACAGCGGCCACGACCACUGUUGCGACAACGACAACGGUGACAGCGGCGCCGGUGACGGUGACGGCGAGCGCGGCGGCAGUGAGUCACGAAGCGGCAUUAGCGGAGCUGCGACGUGACGUUCGCAACGAAGUACAACGGUUACAGCACAAGCUGGCGCGCGUGGAGGAGCUGCUGACUCUGCUCGCCUCUCGUCUCGGUGCCGACCCCCACGAGGUGCCAUCCGGCCCCUCCGACGGACCCGAUCGCCCCGACUCCGCGGCCGUCGCCAGGAAGCGACGCUCCAAGGCACGCAGCAAAGGAGCGGCACCGCAAGCGCCCUCGUCGAGCACCCCGACGACACCCACGGAGGGCCCCGGGCACUCGGGGGAGAACCCGGGCUCGGCCACUCUUCGCCGGCGCGAGUUCGUGUAGCGCGGCGCGGCGGGCGGUCGCCCCCGCUAGCCGCUCGCUCCCCGUGAACUUCGACACUGUACAGUAGAACAUAGACUCGCGUGUAGGGCCCGGUGAUGGUGCGACGCGUCUUCUCCCAGGCCGAGGCCGGAAGUGCGCGACACGCAAUAUUGUAACAUAGUAUUUCGCGAGAAGUGUAUAAAAUAAUGUGUAAGCCGCUUAACUUUGUGAGAAGUUUUAAAUGUAGUUUUGAGAAGCAAUAUAAUUAUUAUAUACCUAAAUGAAACGUUCUUUGUACACUAGAGACUUACAACCGACCAAGUAUUUUCUUAUCGGCCAGAGGUUAUUUUAAUGUUUCUCUUUGUAAAUAUUGUACGGCAGCAGCCGUCUGUUAAGCUAUUUAAUAUUUUCUACUGCACUCGCCACACGCUAAUGUCGAAUUUCUGAUACUUUAUAUAUCGAGACGUCCGCGUCGUCGUAAGUUCACCUGUGAUGUAAGUCGUGCUUUCGUUCUAUCGCUGGGGUAUUCCGCGUACAUUUAUACCUUUACCUAUUUAGUUACUUGAAUUUUAAAAUAUUCCAAUAACACAUAUCUCGAGCGAUAUUUGAGUAUAUUGUAAACGGGGCCGUUUAGUCUAGGACCGGCCGGGCCCGUUUCUACUGCCUUUCGAAAACGGUGAUAUGCUUAGUCAAUUAUUUAAGAUUAUAACGACGCCAACUAAAUGGUUUUUUUUUAUUGUGAGCUUUCUCUUUCCUCCUCCUGUUCUCGAACGUGUAAGAGCGGCGAUUCAACUUAUAACUAUGUCUAGACGGACGACGCUCUCGCUACAAUUCAACUUUCCUCUCACUCCACCGCUGAACUCGAUCGAGGCCGGCGCUCACAUCUAGACAUACUUAUAAGGACGGGUCCGCGCGCGACGCCGUCUCCCGAAAUGUAUUAUGAAAUAAUGAUCGUUUAUGAAGAA
Messenger RNA from Pieris napi, 4194 nucleotides. RefSeq names its product potassium voltage-gated channel protein eag (gene eag). The transcript has 13 exons. Bases 188 to 3250 code for a protein of 1020 amino acids. NCBI's taxonomy places the organism in Eukaryota, Metazoa, Arthropoda, Insecta, Lepidoptera, Pieridae. Gene Ontology annotation, biological process: regulation of membrane potential; potassium ion transmembrane transport. Gene Ontology annotation, molecular function: voltage-gated potassium channel activity. The record is from RefSeq and is a predicted model, not a curated record. Gene Ontology annotation, cellular component: membrane.